UCCUCUGUUCGCAGGGGAACAUGAGCGCCAAUCUGCGCGAGCGGACGUUGAACAAUACAAAUGGUUUUCUCACGGUUUCCCGUCUGAUUCUGACUGAACCUGCUCUUGUUUAGGGACGACCUGUCACGGUUGCCGGCUUUGAAUUUUUAUUUUUGUUCUAAUUUUUUGUUGUUGUUUUUGGAUGCGCCAUGCAAUCUCGUUGGAGGAGUUGUGGCAUUCGGCCGGUGGCAUGGACGUGGACUUGGAGUCUGGCAGUGAUCGGAGCGUGGUGCAUCCCCGCAAAUGAAGUGAACCUGCUGGAUUCUCGCUCCGUGAUGGGAGACCUUGGUUGGGUGGCUUAUCCAAAGAAUGGGUGGGAAGAGAUCGGGGAAGUAGAUGAAGACUAUGCCCCCAUCCACACCUACCAAGUCUGCCGUGUGAUGGAGCAGAACCAGAACAACUGGCUCCACACCAACUGGAUCCUGACUGAGGGUGCACAGCGAGUAUACAUCGAACUCAAGUUUACGCUUAGAGACUGCAACAGCCUGCCUGGUGGGGUCGGGACCUGCAAGGAGACUUUUAACAUGUACUACUAUGAAACAAAUGGCGAUGAGGAUGACAUGGAGGAUGGCAGGAUGAGGGACGGUGUUGGCAUAACUGAAGAGGAAGACAGGGUAUUGAAAGAGAGCAGAUACAUCAAAAUUGACACCAUAGCAGCUGACGAGAGCUUUACCGAGCUGGACCUGGGGGACCGUGUCAUGAAGCUCAACACUGAAGUCCGGGAUCUAGGUCCUUUGUCCCGGAAAGGUUUCUAUUUGGCCUUUCAGGAUUUGGGGGCCUGCAUUGCGUUGGUAUCAGUGCGGGUAUUCUACAAACGCUGCCCGUUCUUGGUGAAGAGCCUGGCAGAAUUUCCGGAUACCAUCCCAGCAUCGGAGGCGUCGCAGCUGGUUGAGGUGGUGGGCCGCUGCGUCAAUAACUCGGUGCCCUUAUACGAGUCGCCACGGAUGCACUGCAGCACAGAAGGAGAAUGGCUGGUGCCCAUUGGAAAAUGUGUCUGCAAAACAGGGUUUGAGGAAGUCAGCGGUUCUUGUCAAGUGUGCAAAAUGGGAUUUUACCGCUCGCAGCUGGAGACUUCAGCCUGCAGUAAAUGUCCACCCCACAGUGUGGCCAGACAGAUGGGGGCCACGGCCUGUAGCUGUGAAGAUGGAUAUUAUAAGAUCGACUCUGACCCUCCUAGCAUGGCCUGCACACGCCCUCCCUCUGCACCACGGAAUGCAAUUUCCAACGUCAAUGAAACCAGUGUCUUUUUGGAGUGGUCCGUUCCAGUGGAGACGGGUGGCAGGAAAGACAUCCGCUACAACAUCCUGUGCAGACAUGUUUUACCAGACGGUAGAGGACUGGAGGAGUGCGGCCCCAACGUGCGGUUUCUGCCUCGCAGGCUUGGCCUCUCGAACACCUCGGUGAUGGUGGCUGACCUCCAGUCGCACACCAACUACAGCUUCCUGUUGGAGGCUAUCAAUGGGGUGUCUGAGCUGGCCAAAGACCAUGCAAAGCAGUAUGUGACACUUAAUGUGACAACCAAUCAGGCAGCACCAUCCCCGGUAAGUGUAGUGAGAAAAGGCCAUACAGGAAAGAGCAGCAUCGCCCUUUCAUGGGCAGAACCUGACCGUCCCAACGGCAUCAUUCUCGAGUACGAGAUCAAAUAUUUUGAAAAGGAGCAGGACUCCAGUUAUACCAUAAUAAAAUCAAAAGAAACAGAAAUGGUGGUGGAAGGCCUGAGACCUUCAUCAGUCUACAUCUUUCAGGUACGAGCCAGGACCUCAGCAGGCUAUGGCGCAUUUAGCCGACGUUUUGAAUUCCAGACGAGCCCCUACCUAACUGCCACCAGCGAGCGUGCUCAGGCUUCGAUAAUAGCGGUGGCCAUCACGUUGGCGCUGGUUCUGCUGGCGGUUGUUGCUGGAUUCUUGCUCAGCGGACGGCGAUGUGGGUACAGCAAGGCAAAGCAGGAUCCUGAAGAGGAAAAGAUGCAUUUUCACAAUGGUCACAUAAAAUUCCCUGGUGUCCGUACUUACAUUGACCCCCUCACUUAUGAGGAUCCCAACCAGGCAGUGCAUGAGUUUGCACAGGAGAUUGACGUCUCAUGCAUCUCUAUUGAAAGGAUCAUCGGUGCUGGGGAGUUUGGUGAAGUGUGCAGCGGACCCCUGAGGCUGCCUGGCAAAAGAGAGAUCCAGGUUGCCAUUAAGACCUUGAAAGCAGGCUACACCGAGCAGCAGAGGCGGGACUUUCUGUGGGAGGCAUCGAUCAUGGGCCAGUUUAACCAUCCAAACAUCAUCCGCCUGGAGGGAGUUGUCACCAAGAGCAAGCCUGUGAUGAUCAUCACUGAAUACAUGGAGAACGGAUCACUGGAUACCUUUCUAAAGAAAAAUGAUGGUCAGUUCACGGUUAUCCAGCUGGUUGGUAUGCUGCGGGGCAUUGCAUCUGGCAUGAGAUACCUGUCAGACAUGGGUUAUGUCCAUCGGGAUCUGGCAGCACGUAACAUCCUUGUCAAUAGCAACCUUGUGUGCAAAGUGUCAGAUUUUGGUCUUUCUCGAGUCCUGGAAGAUGAUGCAGAGGCAGCAUACACUACACGGGGAGGGAAGAUUCCUAUUCGCUGGACAGCUCCUGAGGCGAUUGCAUACAGGAAGUUCACCUCUGCUAGUGACGUGUGGAGUUAUGGGAUUGUCAUGUGGGAGGUUAUGUCAUAUGGAGAGAGGCCCUACUGGGACAUGUCCAAUCAAGACGUUAUAAAAGCAGUAGAAGAGAGCUACAGGUUGCCUGGCCCAAUGGACUGCCCCGAGGCCCUGUACCACCUGAUGAUGGACUGCUGGCAGCGGGAACGCAGCAGUCGGCCUAAGUUUGAUGAAAUAGUUUGUCUACUUGACAAGUUUAUUCGCAACCCAUGUUCAUUAAAAAAGUUGGUCAAUUCCUCACACAGGGUUUCCAACUUGUUAGUGGAGCAUGCCAGUGUAGAGGGAGACUGCAGUACUCGAAGCAAGACUAUAGGAGAGUGGCUCGACUCCAUCAAGAUGGGCCGGUACACAGAGCUCUUCAUGGAGGGUGGCUACUCUUCGCUCGAAACAGUUGCUCAAAUGACAUCAGAAGAUCUCCGGAGAGUAGGAGUAAACCUGGCUGGACACCAGAAAAAAAUUAUCACAAGUAUUCAGGAGAUGAGAGUCCAUAUGAACAGCACCAACUCUACUGUAAACAUCUGAUGCAUAUGUACAGGCAUGCACACAAAUCAGACAUCCAUAUGCGCACAUGAGUUAAAACCAAUAUUUUGGACCUAGCAUGAAAUCAAAGAACUGUUGGACCUAGAAUGGCUUAGCACUUUGUGGAAAUAAGGAAACCCUAUGUUCUAUGGAUCUACACUUGAUGAUCUGCAAUUUGGUGAGUUUUGUGUGUGGAGCUCGUGGAGAUAUAAUACACUGCAGAGCUAAAACCAAACUGAACUGGACUGAACGGUGCUAUGCGAAGGACUAAGGAAGGCAAACAAAGCUGGGUCUAUGGGAUGUUUUUCAUUUGACUUUUCCCAAUUUUCUGGAAUUUCCAGAUUCUUACAUGAUUUGCACUGUUUGGAUUCUCUCAGAUCAAACUCGAAACAAAGAUUUGGCCCCUUUUUUGGCUGUAUCACAUUAGAGUUCUCAUAAAGUGGGCUCAAAAUGGAACUUUUUUAAUCUGUCUCAGGUGAGACGAGCCCACCUGAUUGGAACAGAACUUAUUCACUAGCCAUAGCUUUGGACGUACACUACCUUUUACAAGUCACUGAGUUGAAAAAUAAAUCUCCGGCAGGGCAAAAAUGAUGGACCAAGAGCUUAAAUAUUACAAGUGUGAGUUGUUGGUUUAGCAUAUUGGUCAAAUGUUUUGUUUUUGUUGUUUUUCUGUCUCUGGGAGGUCAGAAUAUCACAAAACUUCAACAACAGUCUUGCUGCAUAACUAAUUUACUUUUAAAUGUGAUUCUCCAGCAUAAAACAAGUCAGGAAAGAAAUGGUCAUGGAAUAAAGAUGAUACACUUUAGGAUAAGGCUGAUGUAAGGCAACAAAUGAACCUUUUUGGUUAUUUGGGAAUGUUCCUUUGCCUGAAUGUGAACAUUGGUAGAAUGUGGCAAUAAUCUAUCUAGUCUUUAAGCCCAGCUUCUGAAUUAUGCCAGAGAUUGUAAAACAUUUAGCUGACAAGCCUGAAAGUCUUUAAAGACUUAAAAUUUCCUUUUAAAUUUCUUUAUUUAUUCAAAUCCAGAAAAUUAUCUUAUUUUGAAAAUCAGAUACUUGACAGAUGCACGUUUUAAUAAAAUAUUAUAGAUUUUGCAAGCCCUUGCCGUAACCGCAUACAUGAUUUGCAUAUUCUCAACCCAUGCUGGAACAUUUCACACACUGGCAAGAACCUUUGCUUAUUCUUUCAUUGUUUGACAGAAUAAGUACUCAGAUGUACUCAAAAUUAACAGAUUAACAGACAAAUCUCUCUGCCAGUGAAACUCAACUUGAGUGAUUUAUCAUUCUUUUUAGGAAUUUCAUGGAAAGUUGAGAAAAUCUUUAUGGAAAUAUUGAAUACUUUGUGUUGACCUUGCCUGUCAUAAUCUGUGUGACUUUUUCCCCAAGGGAGCCUGAUGAAUCUAAUGGGAUCAUUUAAUGGUGUUCGGAUUUGAAACCUUUACAGGAUCCCAAAGCAGCUUUCUCUGGUCUGGAGUGCAUUUAGCGGUCUUUACCAAGCCUUCACAUAGAAACUGUAACUUUCAGGUACCACAGAAAACCCUCAGUAAUCUGUUUAGUUCACCGUGCCGCAGAGUAUCUCUUCCACGCUUGUGUGCCACACCGCAAUAAACCUCACUCUGACAGGACUGCUGUAAAAAAGUAAAAAAAAAAAAAAAAUUGAAAGAAAAAAAAAAAGAAGGCAAUAUUGAUAAACUUGAUAAUCAUUUAUUUAUUUGUACUUGUUUAAAAAAAAAAAUGGUGUGGACAGUUUUGUUAUUGUGCUUUCUCAUGGACUACUGAGCAGCUCCCUACAUGUCUUUUCAUGUAAAUAAUGUACUAUACAUUUAAAGCAGGGAGCAUUGUUCCUUUGUUUACUGUCAUGUGGACAACUUGACUUUGAUUAUACAUCUCAGAGUAGGUCAGUGGUGACUGAUACUAUGAAGCUGCAAUUCUGCUUGAAUGUCCUGGUAGGUGCUAACGGCACAUUUAUCUCCUACCGACCGUUUUAAAAGGGAUGUGCAUAAAGAGCAGAUUUAUCCUUCUUUUUGUUUGUUCGUUUUUGGUGGUUGCAUUUUAUUUAAAGUUCCAGUGAAAAGCAGAGGAAUAUAUUACAGGAACCAUAUUUUUGCUUCCCUUAUUUUAUGGUUUAAAAGUAAAUGAUGUCAGUAAUUAGUCAAGUCUGUGCUUUACUUAAACUUCAGUAUAGCAUAAUUUCAUUGUGAAUUAUUACUAAAUCUUGACCCCUUUGACUGCAGUGUCCACAACAAUCAGAAGUAUUCACACUAGCUCUAUGUUUGCAGAUGACUUGCUUCUAUACGUCUUUGUCCAUUUAAUGUAAAGCUUUGGCAUAAAGUUAGGAAUGAAUAUUUCUUUCUGUUUAGAGAUGGUUUUACUUGACCAUAUGAAAGCACACUACAAGAAUAUAAGGUUUUAAAGGGUUGUUCCACUUUUUUGAAGAGCAUGUUUAGCUUUUAACCACAUAAAUCUAUGCUUACAGAUCAACAGUUCAAGUGUUGAUUGUGGAAAAUUGAUAACUUACUGCUGUGAAGUAUCAGUUGAUUGAAUGUAAGAUGGGUUUUUUCACAUUUGAAGUUCUCCAAGAGUUGAUAGUGUUUCUCAGAGUAAAAAUGAUCCAACCAAACGUUUUUUUUCCAGGAAGCAUAGCAUCUGCAUAGUCUCUUUAGUCUUCUCAUUAGUUGUGUAGCUUUUGUCUUGUAGAUUCAGUCUUUUAAUUUUACUAUAAUUUUUCAAACUAUUAUUUUGUAACAUUUUUAAACAUUUUUUUUUUUUUUUAGAAAGGCAGUUAAAAAAUAUUUUAAGAGAAUACAAGAAAUGCAGUAAAUACUUGUAGACUACUGUGGCUAUGCAGAUUUGUUACAGGAGUGUUGAAUAACUUAAAUCAAAAUGUAAUGUUUUCAGGUGUUGUACAACCUCUCUUUCUGGCUUAAUGAUAAACUUAAAUUCCACGCGUGGUGCAUGAACAACUGGUGAAUAAUACAGCCAUAUAAGUGCCUCGCAUCUUCUAAGCACUGUUGUUUCCUCUCCUGUCAAGAUAUUCUGUCCUAAGUGUGCCCCAACUUCGUAUAAUAUUCGUUUUUUGCCAACAAUGUCUACAGGCAAUAAGAAGAAUGUCAGACAAGGUGUAUGUUGGAACUAAUUUAAUUUGCACUUUAUGGGAAAUAUUUUUUUUUCUUUGACUGCAAUGUCUAUAUAUGACUUAACUUUUAGUUCUUAAAUAUUUACUUUGUAACCCAUUUCCUGAUGAUGAUGAUGAUGAUGAUAUCACUUCAUACUGUCAAUGCUUCUCUGGACAUAAAAGUUGACAGCCAAGCACAAAGAGUUGGUAAUAUUUUUCAAAGAAAUUAAAGCUAUGGAACUGUUGAUAUAUAGAGCAGCAUUUUCUUGUGUAUGACACAUCACACCUACAAGAUACAAGCACAAGGUUUUACAAAAACCUGUUUGGACAGUAUGUGGUUCAUGACUUUUUAUAAAAGAUCAUUACCACAAGUUCUUGAUGUCAACAAACUUCUUCCAGACAUUAGAUCUCACCAUUGUAGAAUUAUUUGAAUUAUUUCACCCACAUAAAGUGAAGAAAGUGUGAAAUUGGGCAUAACUACACUGUUAAGAUGAUGGUCUGCAAAUAUUUUGUUUGAAUUUUCUCUCGGCAGUAUUCUGUUGUAGUUCUACAUUUGCUGGGAGACAAAAACAAUCCAUGAAUUGCAGAAGAAUCAGGCAAUCAUCAGUUAUUUAACAUCAAAGUAUGAAGCCUUAAUUUGGAGCCAAAUUUAAAUUUCACAAGGUAAUUUUAGUCAAAAUAGGAGAUUCUUCUUAAUAUACAAAUAUGGUUUUGGUGUUCUUUUUCUUAAAAUAAAAUCCCUGAAUGCAAAUGCAAGGUGUAAAAAAAUUGUUGUGGUAGUGCAGAAGCAAUAAUAAUGAUCAAUAUCAGGACAAAUGUUGUGUAUACAGAGACAGAUGGGAAACAACAAGAUCACACUUGCAUCUGAAAAGUUUUAAUCUUUAAACAUCCUGAACAAAACAUCUGAAAACCCAUAAAUAAAAGGUUUACCCCAGGGAACAGGGUUGUUAUAGUAAUAGUACAUAUUUUUUCUGUUUUAAAAUCUGAUUUCCUCAGAUCUCCAAUUUAUAAUGACAUUUAUUAAGAUAUUUACAUUAAGAUAGUGAAUCAAGUUAAACGCUGAAACUUGCUUCCAUUUGCAAGGAUGUUUGGAAUUAGCAGGAACUUGAUUGAUCUUUCCAGUGGCCAACUUCAUCACGCCAAAUGCUAAUGAGGUGGGUGGCUAUUAUAGUAGUUUGUGCCAUGUAAAAACACAUUGUGUAUGAACAACAACAACAACAAACUUAUUGUGGGCUGAAAGGCAAGCAGUUUUUUUCUCUCUUUUUUUUUUUUUUUGGAAAGGUAACAUUUGAUUUCCUUGUCUGCAAAUAAAAGAUUUUGUGCUAGAGGCCCUCCCACUUUGCUUAUUGCUCUCAGGAAGUGGAAAGUGGGAAUGUUCUAUGUGGUCAGUGGGGAGUAAUGUGCAGCUUUCUAUCAAAAUGUACAAAAAACAGGUUUGCGCUGAUGUUUUUGCAGAUGAUCAGUUAUUAUGAGUAACUCACGCAUUAUGGUUUUGAACAACUGAAUAACUAUUGUGUUUCAUUGAAAGCACAGUAAAAAAAUAUUGGCUAUUGAUGUGCUAUUGGUUUGUCUUGGAAAUUGUAUUGUGUAUUACGUUUGUGUUGAUGUUUUUGUAGUGUCCUAUCAAAUUCUAUAUUUUUGCAAUAAAACUUGGAAAAAAUAAACUUUA
This is a messenger RNA of Gambusia affinis (western mosquitofish), 8008 nucleotides long. RefSeq names its product ephrin type-A receptor 5. The record is from RefSeq and is a predicted model, not a curated record. The transcript has 19 exons. Gene Ontology annotation, biological process: cell surface receptor protein tyrosine kinase signaling pathway; axon guidance; protein phosphorylation. Gene Ontology annotation, cellular component: neuron projection; plasma membrane. Gene Ontology annotation, molecular function: transmembrane-ephrin receptor activity; ATP binding; protein binding. The coding region runs from base 189 to 3230 and encodes 1013 amino acids. NCBI's taxonomy places the organism in Eukaryota, Metazoa, Chordata, Actinopteri, Cyprinodontiformes, Poeciliidae.